Molecule: messenger RNA, 5195 nt
Organism: Spirodela intermedia
Lineage: Eukaryota; Viridiplantae; Streptophyta; Magnoliopsida; Alismatales; Araceae
Source: the annotation of a GenBank genome assembly
AUGGGGAACUGUUGCCGUUCCCCGGCAGCGGUGGCCAAGGAGGACGUCCAGUCCAGAUACCGCCGCGACCGGCCACGUGGCGGUCGCGGCUACGGUGGUGCUCGUGGUGGUGGUGACCGCAAUGGAGGCCAGAAGAGGCUGAUGGUACUCAAGGAUGGAAGUUACAGCACCUCCAAAGUGGGGAUCGAGGAGAAGUACCUGAUGGACAGGGAGCUGGGGAGAGGGGAAUUCGGGAUCACCUAUCUAUGCAUGGACCGGGAGACCCGUGAGCUUUUUGCCUGCAAAUCUAUCUCCAAGCGGAAGCUCCGGACGGCGGUGGAUAUAGAAGAUGUCCGCAGGGAGGUGGCCAUCAUGCGUCACCUGCCUAAAAACUCUAGCAUUGUGAGGUUGCGAGAAGCCUGUGAGGACGAUCACGCCGUUCACCUGGUGAUGGAACUUUGCGAGGGCGGUGAACUUUUCGACCGGAUCGUCGCAAGAGGCCACUACACGGAGCGAGCUGCUGCUACUGUUACGCGCACCAUUGUGGAGGUAGUGCAGCUUUGCCACAAUCAUGGCGUGAUCCACAGAGACCUUAAACCGGAGAACUUUCUGUACGCCAACAAGAAGGAGAACUCCCCUCUGAAGGCGAUUGACUUUGGUCUAUCAAUAUUCUUCAACCAGGGUAGGUACCAGUUAAGAAUCUUUCUGGAUCUUAUCGAAUUCAUCGGUAAAUUAUGUCUUCUAUGCUAUGCAUUUGUGGAUCAACAUAUUCAUUUUGGAUCUUGCCUAGCGCGGAUUAUGAAGCUUCAUGUUUUCUAUUGUUUCUCCACAUUGCUGGACUCCCUUCUCUUUAUUUUGCUUCCGCAAUCCAUAUUUAUUGUCUGGAGUUUUCCUCGUGAACCAUGUCCAUUUUUGGGUGUACGUGGUCAGUUAUUCUUUGAUCGCGUCUAUAGAAGGUUGUGUAGUGUAUGCCAUGCAUAUGGAACAUGUGAUCCUCCCAGAUAGAGAAAACUAUUGACGUAGAUAUACACAACUGCUUUCAGUUGGAGUAUAUUUUCUCUGUAGGGAGCCAAGGGUCAUGGGUGUAUGCCUUCCAUAUUCUUUUUUCACGAGACAGAGAUUCUCCAAAAGAAAGUUCCUUCAGAAGCUAUUUCUGUCCACGAUCAACUAAUCGUUUUAAGGAAAUGUCUGUAGAUAAGUUUUGUUUCAUCCCCUUCAUGAUACAUUUGUACUUUUUAUGCUAUCUAAAAUCAAAAAUAUGGUGGCUCCAAUGGAUGAUACUUCCCGCUGGGGUGACAAGUAAUAUCCUUCUCGAUUGCCUUGAAAAGUCACUGUAUUUUAGAUCAAUCCUUUUCACGAGUAUGAGAAAAUGGCUUCCAACAUAGAAGAAUCGAUCCUUAGGGUACCUUCCCGGGGAGAUCUGUCCCAGAUUACUGGAGAAGUGAAUCAUGGAUCUCAGAGAGGAGCUCAUGAAGCAAGGAUUGAGUUCUUUGGUGCUUUCCCUUCUUCUCUAACCCAGUUGAAUGGUGGGACCUUGUACUGUUCAUGAAUAUUGGAGAGAACGACGGCGGAAAAGACCAAACAGAAAGAAAAUGGGGUAACCAGAGCGCUUCAAAGGUCACUCAAUUUGGCUUUGUUCGAACAUUUCCUUCCUCAUGAUGGAGGAUUCGAUUACGAGUAAAACAUUGGUAAGUCUACUCAUUUUUUCUAGAUAAUGCGUUGCAUAUUUCCAUGCAUUUUAGAAAUUAUCAUUUUUUUCGAAUGUUUGGAGGUAUCCGUUGAUGUGAUGCUGUGCCAUUUCUUUCACCAUCGAAAUUUUAUCCACAGGAGCUAUGUAGUCUUGCUGUAUAUUUGUAUGAAUGUUAUAGUCACCAUAUCAAUCGCCCCUUGAGGCAGAGAACUCAGUUUUUGAAUUCUUCCUUCUUUUAUCUUUCAUUGCCUCUAUUCGUUAUAAAAAUUAUGUACCAGAGAGGCAGAUCCUCCUCAUCCAUCAAGUCCACUCAGCUUGCUGAGCAUGCAUCUGCCUAUCCCAAGUUUGAAGAGUGGGAGAUGACAGCAAGGAAAAACAAGCAAGAUGGUAUUUUUGGAUCUGACUGGUUGGAGAAGGAUAAGAGGGUGGUGGUGAGUUCCUUGGAUGUUUCAGGAGUGAGAGAGCAAGGAGAGAUACCGAUGGGCAUGCAAGAGAGAGGAUGAUUUGGGAAGAGACUUACGAGCUUGUUGGAUCUGGAGAGAGAAAGAGAGAGAGAGGCAUUAGUUUCUUCGGUUUCAUCUUUAUGGUUAUGCUGAAGCCUUUUUUUUUUUUCUCGUUUCCAUCCACUUGUUGUUGGAGGCCAACCUUACCUUCGUCAUUUUCUAGGUGACAGGUUCUCAGAAAUUGUUGGAAGCCCUUAUUACAUGGCUCCUGAGGUACUCAAGCGGAACUAUGGACCAGAGAUAGACAUAUGGAGUGCGGGAGUCAUCCUCUACAUCUUACUAUGUGGGGUACCUCCCUUCUGGGCUGGUAAGAUCCUUUCCUGUGUGUGAAUCUAUGCUGUCUUCUCUCCCAUUGCGUCAGAUAGUUGGGCCCUUCACUGCUAUUAGUUAUUACCUGACUCCCCUCUCUCUCUCCCUCACCCUCUUGUAGUAUCUUUCAGAAUAUUCCCUUUUUUUUCUAUUUUUCCCCUCACAAUAAAAGAAAAUAAAGAUGCACCUGUCACUACCAGCUGGGGAGAGAGAGAGAGAGAGAGAGGGAGAGAGAGAGAUGCGUGGCCGGUUGUCAUUUGUGGAAUAACUGGUGUUUUUAUGCUAGAUAUUCCUUUCACUGAUGGAUCUCGAUGUGAGUCCUUGCGGUGUGCAUGCUCGAUCUGAAGAACAACGAUCUUUGUGUGAUUUCCAGAAUCUGAGCAGGGCGUUGCGCAAGCCAUACUUCGAGGGGCAAUAGAUUUCAAACGCGAUCCAUGGCCAAGUAUCUCGGAGAAUGCCAAGAAUCUGGUUCGGCAGAUGUUGGAAUCCGAUCCUAAAGUCAGAUUAACUGCGAAGCAAGUUCUUGGUACGACACACUCAUUCCUUUUAUAAGAUUAUCUCUUUCUAUUAGCCGCUUCAGAAGAUGAUAUUUCUUCGUCAGGAGUAUAGAUUAUUUUUCAUGAUUUAUGUAGCAUAUUGGAUCGGGUUUUCCAAAAUUUAAAAAAAGCAUAAAAGAGGAAAAAAUAGGAGAAGAGUAAAAAGAGUAAAGAAGCAGAAGUGGAAAUUUUGUUAUUUUAUUUUAUUUUAUUAUGCUUUACGCAAAUUGGGGUUCUGUCUGAGAAACACAGUGGAUCAUCUGAUCAUGAUCACGAGUCCUCAUCACUUCAGUUCAUGGCAUCUCUGUGGGUACCUUUUUCUUCUUGGUUUCCGAUUAAUUAAUGUGAUAUUAUGCCGAGAGCGUUAUAUGCUUAAACUCUGAAAUGGCCUCCUCUUGUUCCACUUCUUCUUCCAUUCUGAUCACAGUUGUGAUUAUUAUUAGUGUUAUUAUGAUUAUGAUUAUUGUUAUUAUGAUUAUUAUUAGUGUUAUUAUGAUUAUGAUUAUUAUUAGUGUUAUUAUGAUUAUGAUUAUUAUUAGUGUUAUUAUGAUUAUUAUUAUUGUUAUUAUGAUUAUUAUUAGUGUUAUCAUGAUUAUUAUUGUUAGUGUUAUUAUGAUGAUUAUUAUAUUUAUUAUGAUUAUUAUUCUGCGGUGGGGAAGUAAAGUAAGUAGACUGCUGCGAUUAGACGGAGACCCGAUUAAGGGAAUGAAGGUGAUGUCUGGUCCCAUGCGUUGACCUUCAGUUGAUAACAGCUCUUAGUGGUUGGUCAAACUUGCAGAGCAUCCGUGGAUCCAAAACGCCAAGAAAGCCCCCAACGUCCCUCUGGGAGACGUCGUCACCUCGAGGCUUAAGCAGUUCUCCAUGAUGAACAGAUUCAAGAAGAGGGCCCUGAUGGUUAGUCCUCCAAGUCUUUCCAUAUUCCGUCUUCGUCAUCUCUCACUCACUCUAUUUAUCUCUCUCUUAAUCUAUCUAUCUUUCUAUCUCUCUCUCUCCCCCUCACUCUCUCUCUCUCUCUCACUCACAGACUCUCUAUCUAUCUAUCUAUCUCUCUCCCUCUCUCUCUCUCUAUCUUUCUAUCGCUCUCUCUCCCUCUCCCUCUCCCUCUCUCUCUCUCUCUAUCUUUCUAUCUCUCUCUCUCCCUCACUCCCUCUCUCUAUCUUUAUCUAUCUAUAUUUCUAUCUCUCUCCCUCACUCCCUCUUUCUAUCUCUAACUCUCUAACUCUCUCUCUCUCUCUCUCUCUCUCUCUAUCUAUCUAUCUAUAUAUAUAUAUAUUUCUAUCUCUCUCUCUUCCUCUCUCCCUAGCUAUCUAUCUAUCUAUCUAUAUAUAUUUCUAUCCCCCUCUCUCCCUUUCGCCCUCUGUCCCUCUCUCUCUUUCUCUAUCUCUAUCUAUCUAGCUAGCUAUCUAUCUCUCUUAAAUGGCCAAUGUUCUGCUGGGUAGGUCAUUGCGGAUCACCUAUCCGCCGAAGAAGUCGAAGGCAUUAGGGAAAUGUUCAAGCUAAUGGACACGGACAACGACGGCGUCGUCUCCAGCGAAGACCUCAAGAACAAGCUCGCCAAGUCCGGCUCCCAGCGGGCGGAAUCGGAGCUGCAAAUGCUGAUCGACGCCGUAAGUCAAACGUCCAUCUCCACCCUUCCCACUUUUUUGGGGAACAUGUCUGAGAACGCCAGCUCAUCUCGGACGAGGGGGGCCAGGUGGACGCCAAUGGGAAAGAGGAGCUCGACUACGGGGAGUUCGUGGCGGUGUCUCUCCACUUGCAGAGGACGGCCAACGACGAGCACCUGCGGAAGGCGUUUGCCUUCUUCGACAAGGACGGCAACGGCUACAUCGAAGCGGAGGAGCUCCGUGAGGCGCUGGCCGAGGACGGCGCCGACGACGGCACUGACGUGGCGGGGGACAUCCUACGGGAGGUGGACACCGACAAGGUAAGAAGACCGCCGGUCAACUUCAACUCUCCUCCGUCUAGUCUUCGUCUUCUCCGAUCGAUGUCAACGCUUGGGAGAUGUGUUGGGCCAUGCAGGACGGGAGGAUCGGCUACGGGGAGUUCGUGGCGAUGAUGAAGACCGGGACCGACUGGAGGAAGGCCUCGAGGCACUACUCCAGGGGGCGGCUGAAGAGCCUCAGCGUCAAGCUGAUGAGGGACGGCUCGCUCAACUCCACCGCACCGAUCGCCAAUUAA